UGGGUACCAGAAAUGCUGUGCUCUCUCUGCUCCCUCCACGGUGCUGCUGCUUCUAAAAGCUGUACAGUAGCAUCUUUCACUCAGGCCUUUUUUUGGAACUCACAUCCGAAGCGAAGCCGACUCGAUCCGUCUCUGAUAGUCUCUCCGCUGAUUUCCUACUGCCGCCCUCUUUUCUUCACCAUUUUUCUCAGAACUUAGAAAGUAUGCAAAAUCUCUCCUCAGAAUCUUCUCUCUCUACACCGUCCUCCGACCAGCCCGGCUCACCUCGUGCAAUGCCCGAGUUCAGACCCGGUCAGCGAGUCCACUCCGCCGGCGAUCCUCGGAGAAGAGGGACUGUGCAGUACGUGGGACCCGUGGAAGGCCAUUCAGGCACCUGGGUGGGUGUCGAUUGGGACAAUGGAGAAGCCAAGCACGAUGGGUCAGUCAAUGGGGUCCGAUACUUCCAGGCUAAAUCAGAGAAAUCUGGGUCGUUCGUCCGGCCACAGAAUUUGACGGCUGGGAUUUCUUUGCUGGACGCUCUCGUGCUCAGAUACAGGGUAGAGUCGACAAAAGAAGAGGAAGAUGAAAUGUAUGUCCUUUCAGCGAGCAACAAACGAGUGUCUGUUGAACUUGUUGGGAAAGAUAAAAUUCAAGACAGGCUUAGUCGCUUUGAAGAGUUAAGAGGUGCAUCAUUGUCUUAUUUAGGUGUUAGCUCUUCUAGCGCUCCAUGUCAGAUCUGUAACAUUGUCCCAAAUCUAAAGGAGCUCGAUUUAACUGGAAAUUUGCUUUCAGAAUGGAAAGAUAUCGGCACCAUUUGUGAAGAGUUACCAGAACUUUCAGUUCUCAAUCUAUCUAACAAUGCAAUGGCACGUGAUAUAACUGGGCUCCCGCCAUUGAAGAAUAUCCACAUUUUAGUUCUAAACAAUAUGGGCAUAAAUUGGAUGCGGGUUGAAAUCCUUAAGCUGUCGUUGCCACUUAUUGAAGAGCUGCAUCUGAUGGGCAAUAAAAUUAGUACAAUUACACCUACAUCAUGCGGGAUCAUUCAAGGAUUUGAUUUUCUGAGGCUUUUAAAUUUGGAAGAUAAUUGUAUAGCUGAAUGGGAUGAAAUCUUGAAACUUUCUCAGUUACCAAGCUUGGAGCAGCUUCAUUUGAACAAGAACAAUUUGAACUGUGUCCAUUAUCCUGAUAAUGGCAUGUUACAUAAAUACCUUAAAGGAUGUGAUUCUUCCGAGAAUUGCAGCAGGUCUUUCCAGAGUCUUCGUUGUCUUCUUCUUGGAGGUAACAAGAUUGAGGAUCUGGCCUCUAUUGACUCACUAAAUUCUUUCCCAAAGUUAGUGGAUGUUAGGCUUUCUGAGAAUCCAGUUGCUGAUCCAGGAAAAGGAGGAAUUCCAAGAUUUGUUUUGAUAGCACGACUAGAAAAAGUUGAAAUAUUAAAUGGGAGUGAGGUAAGCUCUCGUGAGCGGAGAGACUCUGAGAUUCGGUAUGUCCGCUUGGUUAUGUCAAGCUCGCAUGACAAUCUAGAAAUUGAGCAGCUCCAUCCCAGGUUUUCUGAGCUUAGAAAAAUUCAUGCAAUUGAGGAUGAAAUACCGACAAUUGGAGCAGCAGGGCCUCAGAAAAUGGCUUCUGGACUUAUAUCUAUUAAUCUGAAAUGUGUUGGGGCAUCAAUUGGCGAAAGGCCAGUUUUGACAAAGAAAUUGCCAGCCUCCACAACAGUUGGCAAGCUAAAGAUUCUUUGUGAGAGCUUUCUCAAGCUAAGGUCUGUCAAGCCAAAACUGUUUUUCCAAGAAGAGGGUUCCCCCUUGCCAAUUUCUCUAGAUGAGGAAAUGGCUUCAUUGAUGGACCUUGGAGUAGGCAAUGGAUCAACCAUUCUCAUUGAUGAGGAGAAUUGACGAACUAAAUCAUCUGUCGAAGACUAUGUUUUGAAUAAAGGGAUUUUUGAUUGAUUGAUUGAUAAUCGACAAUCCUGGUGGUCGUGUGUGAGAUGCUUUAUUUUGAGCAGAGGGUAUUAUAAAUUUAUUAAUAUGGAAUAGCACUUGUUUGCAGAUUUCCUCUCUUCUUUCACACAUAUAUGAUUGUGUAAUUGGCUGAUGAUCAACAUUGUGCAUUGUCCCGUCUGGCCUUUCCCUCUAUUCAUACUUGUGCAAUUUUGGAUGUUAACUAUCGUGAUUGGUUUUUGUUUCUGUGAACAAAUAUUGAAAUUUGGACUUUGUAGAGGCA
Messenger RNA from Malania oleifera, 2196 nucleotides. Its product is annotated as tubulin-folding cofactor E. The record is from RefSeq and is a predicted model, not a curated record. The coding region runs from base 204 to 1868 and encodes 554 amino acids. Gene Ontology annotation, molecular function: protein binding. Lineage: Eukaryota; Viridiplantae; Streptophyta; Magnoliopsida; Santalales; Ximeniaceae. The transcript is spliced from 15 exons.